AUGAAACCUUUCCACCUAACCCAGAACCAAAACUAUCUAUGUCCUCUCCUAACCCUUUACAACAAUCCUCUCCAAAACAACCCUUAUUUAACCACCUUUGUUGAACCAUCCCAUAAUCUAAUUCCACAAACUCUCUUAUAUCAACUAAACUCACUAACAGAUGACCCUCCUUCACCAUCUCAUCAACAUCAAAAUGAACCCUUUUUAAAAACCCAUUCUAAUCUCAUAUGUAUACCUGUAAUUGACACUAACUUGAUGAAGACUUUUGAUGCUUCAGUUGACUAUGUAUUUGGCAGUGUCUCUGCCUCUGAUCCUAAGGGAAUGUCAUUUGAACCAACCUCACCUAAUGUCAUCAGCAUUCCUAUUAUCCCAAAAGCUAUUGACUUCACUUCUACUCCUCGGGAAAUAUUCUUUGAUUUUGAAUAA
This is a messenger RNA of Vicia faba (fava bean), 426 nucleotides long. The record is from the annotation of a GenBank genome assembly. NCBI's taxonomy places the organism in Eukaryota, Viridiplantae, Streptophyta, Magnoliopsida, Fabales, Fabaceae.